This is a messenger RNA of Protopterus annectens (West African lungfish), 1035 nucleotides long. RefSeq lists its product as uncharacterized. NCBI's taxonomy places the organism in Eukaryota, Metazoa, Chordata, Ceratodontiformes, Protopteridae. Gene Ontology annotation, biological process: response to bacterium. The transcript has 5 exons. Bases 1 to 1035 code for a protein of 344 amino acids. The record is from RefSeq and is a predicted model, not a curated record.
AUGCCUCUCUGCAUCAUGUGGAAUACUGCCAUGCUCUUAUCAAUCAUCCUUCCAGUUCUGGGACGUAAGCCAGUACAGUUUCCUUCUUUUGUGCAAGUUCAUCUUGGCCAGUCUGUCAUCAUAACUUGCAGUAUUCCUGGAUUUUCCUCAUACUGUCCUGACAUGCUAUGGUAUGUCCAGCAUUUGGCUGGAGAUAUUCAGUUAUUGGUGGUAAAUGAAAGGUUUUCUUCUGUACAAGAUUCUGCAUCAAGAAACUGCACUUUGACAAUCAAAAAUAUAACAAGAAAUGAUGCUGGGAUGUAUUGGUGUUUUGGCUGUAGUACUGUUCUUCGACAUUUUGGAAAUGGUACAAAACUCAUAAUUGCUGAUGACACAGCAUACACGCCACAAGUAUUCGUUGUUCCCCCAGCUGCUGAGGAGAUGAAGAACAGGAAUAAAACAACUCUCAUUUGCUUGGUAUUUAAUAUACCUUUAGAACAAAUCAUGAUAUACUGGAAUAUUUCUGGAAAUAUAACUAAUGGUAUGACUGACAAAAAAUUGAUCACAUCAGAUGAAGGAUAUUAUGUUACAAAUAUUUUAAUGAUUAAAAGUGAUAUGUGGAGCAAGUGGGCUACCUAUUCUUGUGUGGUGAAAGUUGGAAAUGAAACAUUUACAAGUAACAGUAUACAGAGAGAUGCACUGAUUCCUUAUAGGUCCUCAGGAUUAUUUGCAGAAGCAUCUGUGUCUUCCUGUUUAGGAGUUUCUGUCUUUCUUGUUGUGGCACUGGUUAUCAUUCUAAUAUAUUACCGCAAACGGCUUUCUGAAGAAAGGAUGUAUAGACGGAGACACCCACUAUUUUUAGCCGUGGAAAAUUAUGUGAUCCUGGAUGGCCUUAGACUGCAGCACAAUGCACUGCUGUCCAGAAGUCAGCAGAAUCAUGAGCAAUCUGCUGCUCUGUGGACUGACCUAGUCUCAGCAGUAAACCAACCAGGGCUACAGGAAAGAAGCUAUGAGCAGGUCCGACACUGGUCAACAAAUAUGAUAAAUGCUGUAUAG